GUCCGCAAGGCGGCGCUGGGCGGAGGCGAGACGGCGCGGGCUGAGGCGAGGCGGCGCGGGGAGAAGAAGAUGGGUGUCGGCUGUGUUCUGUCGAGAAGAAGAUGGAAAAGGGCGGCUGUUUCUGUCGAGAAGAAGAUGAUGAAAAAGGGGAAGUAGGGUUUUUUUUGGGGGGGGGGGGGGUUGUGUUAAAAAAAAGAAAUUUUUUUGCUUCUGGGGGGAUUCGAAAACUGGUAUGUUUUAAUGAAAUCAAGCGUCCAACCAAUAGAAAUCCCGUGUGCAACAUGUUUAAGAAUCAGAUCCAAAGCUAUAAAUUGUUGUUUCUCAUAUUUGGGCCUUGUUGUGCAACUCUGAUUCACAACAAAAAAUAAAAACCCAACUAAACACGUUUUUUUU
Molecule: messenger RNA, 393 nt
Organism: Linum tenue
Lineage: Eukaryota; Viridiplantae; Streptophyta; Magnoliopsida; Malpighiales; Linaceae
Source: the annotation of a GenBank genome assembly